GUAUGUUACGCCGCCAUCUUGAAAGCGUAAUUGUUGUCAUGUUUACGUUGUGUGUGAAAGGUGAAAUUUGUAAUAUUUGAUACAAAAUUCUGAACAAGGUUGAUGUGAUAUCAAGCCGGAAGCAGUAAGCUACCACUAUGUUUUACGCACAUUUCGUGCUGGCCAAGAAGGGCCCCUUGGCCAAAAUUUGGCUGGCGGCUCACUGGGACAAGAAGCUCACAAAGGCCCAUGUAUUUGAGACCAACAUUGAGAAGUCGGUCGAUGGUAUCCUCAAGCCAAAAGUGAAGAUGGCUUUGCGUACAUCCGGCCAUCUGUUGCUGGGUGUCGUAAGGAUUUACUCCAGGAAGGCCAAGUACUUGCUGCAGGAUUGUAAUGAGGCCUUUGUCAAAAUUAAGAUGGCCUUCAGGCCCGGCAUGGUUGAUUUGCCUGAGGAACAUAGAGAGGCAGCUAUGAAUGCUAUCACACUGCCUGAAGUCUUUCACGACUUUGAUACAGCUAUGCCCGAGUUAAAUGAGGUUGACAUUGAGGCACAGUUUUCACUGAACCAGUCAAGAGCUGAAGAGAUCACAAUGCGUGAAGACUAUGGCUCCUUGAACUUAGUCACACAUGAUGAUGGCUUUGGUGAUAUGGGGUUCGACACAGAUAACCCUGACAUCAUGCGAGAGGCUAUUGGCUCUGAAGGUGGAUUGGAACAGAGCAACCUGCUGUUCGCGGACGGGUCGUCGCUGGAGCUGGCGGGCAAGGCGGGCGGCGCGCUGGGCCCCGCGCCCGCGCUGCAGGGCCCCGCGCGGCGCAUGGAGCCCGCGCCCGCGCACAUGGACGACGGCUUCGGCGGGACCAUCGGGGACGUGCCCGACUUCGGACAUGCUGGUGGUCUGUUUGAGGGUGACUUGUUCGGUGAAGUGACCGGCAGCAGCAGCUCAGCCGCGGCGGCCUCGGGCAUGCCUGGAACUUCAGCUCAGCCACAGUCACUACAGGCGGAGAUAGACGCGGCGGGUGUGAGCGGCGGCGAGACGGGCGGGGACGUGGCCGCGGCCGACGCGCCCGACUCCGACGACGACAUGGGCGACCACUACGAUGCAGGGAACUCGCCGCAACACAGCUGGGGUGGGUCCCCGGUUCCGGACAGUGUUCCGCCGCCGCCUGCGCCUGCGCCGCCAUCACCGCUGCCGCAUGUUCCUAUGGAGGUGGACCCUCCCGCCCAGCAGUCCCCGGCGCGCGAACAGGCCGCGCCCGCCGCCGACAACACCACGCUGCUGCACAACGACGAGGAGAGCUUCGCGCUCGCGCCUGUCGACGCUACGGUACUCAAAGGUAUCACAAAAGCAAAACGCAAGCGUAAGCUGAUUGUCGACGAAGUGAAGAAUAUAUCCGGUGAGGAGAUGAAGAAUCAGCUCAGCAAUACCUCUGAUAUUGUAACCACGUUGGACCUCGCUCCGCCUACCAGACGCCUCAUGCACUGGAAGGAGACCGGUGGAGUCGAGAAACUGUUCACCUUGCCUGCUAGGCCGAUACCUUCGAGAGUCCUGUUUAAGAAAUACCAGCGUAACAUGACGCUGCGCAGCGAGGCGGAGGAGGGCGAGGCGGCGCGCUCCCCGGACCCCGCCGAGCCCGCGCGCAGGCUGCCCCGGAAGCGCAGGCAUGACGAGAGUAUGUUGCCUCCCGAAACACCAGCGCCUUCUCAUACAGCAGACUUGGAACCUCCCACACCAGUGCCUCAGGAGUACGAGCCUUCUGUCGGCCUGGCGCCGGGCGCGGGCGGCGGGCUGACGCCGGGCGCGCUGUCGGCGCUGCUGCAGGCCGGCCUCACGCCCGCCGGGCUCGCGCAUGGAGGCCUGGCACAUGGCGGCAUGACGCCGGCAGGUCUGCAACACGGCGACAGCCAACAGGUCGACUUCUCCUCCGGCGGCCUCACACCCGCCGGCCUACACCACGGUGGAAUGACUCCAGGUUUACUAGAGAGUGGUAUGACACCGGGUGGUCUCGUCCACGGAGGCCUUACCCCUGCCGGCUUACAUCACGGCGGAAUGACGCCAGGAGGUCUCGAUCAUGGCGGUAUGACGCCAGCAGGUCUCCAACAUGGUGGCAUGACGCCAGCGGGUCUUCAACACAGCGGCAUGACACCAGGAGGACUCCAACAUGGCGGCAUGACUCCUGCAGGACUACAGCACGGUGGUAUGACCCCGGCGGGACUACAACAUGGAGGAAUGACCCCAGGCGGACUUCAACACGGAGGACUAACGCCCGCGGGAUUACACCACGGCGGUAUGACUCCAGCGGGAUUACAACACGGAGGAAUGACCCCAGCGGGACUACAGCAUGGCGGCAUGACGCCUGGUGGCGUGCAACACGGCGCGCUGCUGCAGCAUGGCAUGGAGCAGCUGCCCAUGAUGCCGCAGCUGGGCGCGGACCACGUGUCGCUGCUGACGCCGGCUGACCGCGGCAGCCACUUGCCGCUGCUGGCGCCCGCUGAGCGCGGCGGCCACCUGCCGCACUCGCUGCCCAUGGAGCCGCUGCUGCACGGGCUCGACGACCACGCAGACUAUCAGAAUGCCAUGCAAAUGACAAACUUAGGAUACGACGAUCAACAUGGGCAUCACAGUCCGCAGCACGACUACGAUUUACCGUUGACGCCAGAAAACGCGGAAGAGGGUGAACGUGAAGCGGGCGAAACGGACGAGCAGUUCGAAGAGCGCGUGCUAAACCGUCGUGCCGCACAGCUGUUCGCGGUCAUGAAGCCCAAACUAUCGGCCGGACUCCAGCUUUCCUUCACAGAUCUUGCACCCAGACACAAUAACAGAAAACAGGUGGCACAAAAAUUCUACAGUUUACUUGUACUCAAAAAACAUCAAGUGUUAAAAUUAGAACAGCAUGAAACAUAUGGACCUAUAACCAUAUGCAAGGGUAACCAGUUUGAAACUGAAGCGAUUUAAUACAUUACUAAUAUAUUAUUUAUAAUAGAAUGUAAUAUAAAGAAAAUAUCAAGACUAGUUCAUAAAAAAAGAUUUUUAUGGAGAAGAGACGAAGGUUUAGUUGUAAAGUUAUGGACUUCACGGGGAAUCGCGUUGAGCCAAAAAUAUUGUGUAAGUUGAUCUUGUAAUUCGAAUUCAUGAAAGCAUUUUAUUUUUUAAAUAUUGGACCAAAUAAUAUUACGAGUGUUGAUCUCACAAAAAAUCUAAUUGCAAUGCGUAUUGAUAAUAUGAAACAGUAGUUGUUAUCAUGAAUUUGAUUUACUUGUGAUGAGCAGUUUGUGUUUGGAUAAUUAUGUUUGAUAGACAUGUGUAGGAAAAUGCCUUAUUUUGUUUUGCUGUAGGCUAAGUAAAAUUAUUGUAAAGAUGUUUUACAAAUAUUGUUUAAAUAGUCAAUCAUAGAAGAAAUAGUACCUAUUUCCUGUAUUGUUAACCCUUGAUUCCCAAAUCGUGUAUGCAUGUUUACUGAUGCUGCUAUAUUGUGUUAUUGCCUUAUACAUUUAUUUAAAAUUGUACCUCUCAAGGAAGUGUAGACAUUAAAUUUGUUUAUUAUUAACUAGUAGCUUGUUGUCCUGAUGUUGGGAUUAAGAGAUUUUAGUGAAUGUGUGUUUAUUGACAAAUGUAUGUAAUAUUUUAGUAGCAGAAGAGUGACUGAGAGAGGAAAUAUGUAGGAAAACUAAGCAAGUGAUAACUUCAACACCAAAUGAUGUGUUAUGACUAACUUUAACUCUUCCCCUGUUUUAGCUUAAAUUUGGUUUUUACAUUUCUUUGAGAUCUCUAUAAUACUGUGUUAUUGUAAACGCAAGGUGAAUACAAACCAAAGAAUUGCUUUGGAUUCAUUUUGGCACUCCCUACAUUACAAAAGAAAAUUGUAAAAUCUCUAGAACCUAAUGCAUUAUAAAUGCCUGAAACCUUUUAGUGACUAUCAUGUAUUAUUAUUUGGACAUUACUUCUAUAACUUUAAGCGUCUACCUCCGCUAUACUAGAAACUUGUCAAUUUUGAUUUUCCCCUUUAAGUUCGGAGGUAUUCACUUAGAUAUUUUUAAUAAAAACAAACAUAUUUGCAAUAAAUUUGUUGAUAUAAA
Messenger RNA from Trichoplusia ni (cabbage looper), 4054 nucleotides. RefSeq names its product double-strand-break repair protein rad21 homolog (gene vtd). Gene Ontology annotation, biological process: synaptonemal complex assembly; mitotic sister chromatid cohesion; replication-born double-strand break repair via sister chromatid exchange. Gene Ontology annotation, cellular component: cohesin complex; synaptonemal complex. Lineage: Eukaryota; Metazoa; Arthropoda; Insecta; Lepidoptera; Noctuidae. Bases 138 to 2933 code for a protein of 931 amino acids. The transcript has 20 exons. The record is from RefSeq and is a predicted model, not a curated record. Gene Ontology annotation, molecular function: protein binding; chromatin binding.